AUUGUGCCAUCGCAGGCGUUUAAAUACUGUUAACCAGGUACCGGAGAUCUUAGCACGCCCUGGCCCGUUGGGCCGGCGAAUUCCUUUUCUUCUUUCUCCAGAGUGCGCGGCUUUCUGGUCCUCUGGCAUCCUGGGCGAUCGGGGAAGCAACGUGCGACGGAUCGUGGACGACAUGUGCGGUGCGCUCGGCCACGAUGCCGCGAUCCCAGGGACUGGGCGGCCCCCCUUCGUGAGUAUCGGCGAGCACGGGGGCUGGCUCCAGUUCGAGCUGGAGCUGUACCCGCCGUUCAACGACGAGAGGUCGUUUGAGGUGGCCGAGCGGGUGUUUAUCCGCUCACUCGAGGAGAUGAUGUCCGCUCCAGUGGAGGCCGAGUCGCUCCACUGCAAGCGCCCCAAGAAAAUCCAGCCCGACGACUGGGAGUGCCCGAACCGGAAGUGCGGCAAUUUGUGCUUUGCGCGGCGGAAGGCGUGCCCCAUCUGCGGCUCCGAGAAGCCGUCGUACCGCCAGCGCCGCGCGCCCAGCACGAGCGGCAACGUGCCGGACUGGCGGCACGACGGUGAGGUCUCGAGACCACCCAAGCACGAGAUGAAGAUGAUCAGGACCGUGGAUCGCCUUCGUCCGCUGUACGAAGGCGAGUGCCAGCUGAUCUGGCUCGUGCCCUACCACCAGCGCGGCGCGGUGAUCGGCGUCAGGGGCGACACGCUCGUGUCCCUGCAGGCGCAGGCGGAGUGCGAGAUCCACGUGACGGACAAGCCGGAGACCCGGCUGGUGGACGGCACGCCUCACUGCAUGGCCAUCGUCCGCGGGGUGCCGGAGCGCACGAGGUCGGCCCUGGCCCUGCUGAGGGACGCGGCGGGUGGGGGCCGCCUUGGCCGCGACGGGCUGGAGCCGCUGCUCCUGGCCGUGGAGGCGGCGCUGGCUGACGCUGCGGACAGCUGGGCCUCCUCGCGGUCGGAAUGCUGGACGCCCCUGAGCGAGGUGUCGGGGGACCCCGGCGUCCGCGAGGAGCUUGCGCGAGCGCGGCCCGUCGUGCGAGGUGCAGGGCUGCGCUCGCUGCUGGAGGUGCUGGAGCCCUGGCCGGAGCACUUCUGGGUGCGCCGCACGGGGCCGAGGGGGGCGGAGGUGUGCCUGCACGAGAGGCUCCCCGAAGAGUGGCGCGCCAGCGCGGCGGAGCUCGCCGAUGGCAGGCCUGGCGAUUCGCCGACCGACGCAGGCUGCGCGCCCGCGGCGGGCGAGGGGCCUCGGCGUGCUUCCGCUCUGCCUGGGCUGUAGGGCCGAGCGCGACCGC
Messenger RNA from Prorocentrum cordatum, 1289 nucleotides. The record is from the annotation of a GenBank genome assembly. NCBI's taxonomy places the organism in Eukaryota, Dinophyceae, Prorocentrales, Prorocentraceae.